Messenger RNA from Manis javanica (Malayan pangolin), 3129 nucleotides. It is a transcript of the gene CDC37, whose product is annotated as cell division cycle 37, HSP90 cochaperone. The record is from RefSeq and is a predicted model, not a curated record. Lineage: Eukaryota; Metazoa; Chordata; Mammalia; Pholidota; Manidae. Gene Ontology annotation, biological process: protein folding; protein stabilization. Gene Ontology annotation, molecular function: heat shock protein binding; protein kinase binding; protein-folding chaperone binding. Gene Ontology annotation, cellular component: cytoplasm.
GGAGCGUCCGGGCGGAAGCGGAAGGGGCGGGCCCGGGGCCCCACGGCCGAGUCUGCACGUCUGCGGCCGCCGACACUGUCUUUAGAGCCCCAGUGAGCUGGGCCUCCGAGGCAAGAUGGUGGACUACAGCGUGUGGGACCACAUCGAGGUAUCUGACGAUGAGGACGAGACGCACCCCAACAUCGACACCGCCAGCCUCUUCCGCUGGCGGCACCAGGCCCGGGUGGAGCGCAUGGAGCAAUUCCAGAAGGAAAAGGAGGAGCUGGACAGGGGCUGCCGCGAGUGCAGGCGCAAGGUGGCUGAGUGCCAGCGGAAGCUGAGGGCGCUGGAGGCGGCUGAGGGUGACGGCAGCAAGGCGGAGCUGGAGCGGCUGCAGGCCGAGGCCCAGCAGCUACGCAGGGAGGAGCGGAGCUGGGAGCAGAAGCUGGAGGAGGUGCGCAGGAAGGAGAAGAACAUGCCCUGGAAUGUGGACACGCUCAGCAGAGACGGCUUCAGCAAGAGCAUGGUCAAUACGAAGCCUGAGCAGGCGGAGGAGGAACCAGAGGAGGUGAGGGAGCAGAAACACAAGACCUUCGUAGACAAGCACGAGAGACAGAUCAAGCACUUUGGCAUGCUCCGUCGCUGGGACGACAGCCAGAAGUACCUGUCAGACAAUGUCCACCUGGUGUGCGAGGAGACAGCCAACUACCUGGUCAUCUGGUGCAUCGACCUGGAGGUGGAGGAGAAACGCGCGCUCAUGGAGCAGGUGGCCCACCAGACCAUCGUCAUGCAGUUCAUCCUGGAGCUGGCCAAGAGCCUCAAGGUGGACCCCCGCGCCUGUUUCCGGCAGUUCUUCACUAAGAUCAAGACAGCUGACCACCAGUACAUGGAGGGCUUCAACGAUGAGCUGGAGGCCUUCAAGGAGCGUGUGCGGGGCCGGGCCAAGCUGCGUAUUGAGAAGGCUGUGAAGGAAUACGAGGAGGAGGAGCGCCAGAAGCGGCUUGGCCCUGGCGGCCUGGACCCCGUCGAGGUCUACGAGUCCCUCCCUGAGAAACUCCAGAAGUGCUUUGACGUAAAGGACGUGCAGAUGCUCCAAGAAACCAUCAGCAAGAUGGACCCCACCGACGCGAAGUACCACAUGCAGCGCUGCAUCGACUCGGGCCUCUGGGUCCCCAACUCCAAGUCCAGCGAGGCCAAGGAGGGGGAGGAGGCGGGCCCUGGGGACCCCUUGUUGGGAGCCAGCCCCAAGCCGGGAGACAAGAAGGGUAUCAGCGGAUGAUCUGCCCAAGCCGCCUGCCUGCCUACAGGCCCCUGUGCACCCCUUUUCAGAAAACAAAAAUAGAUGCCACUUCCCCAGCUCCUGGUUUCCUCCACUUUUGCUGCUCCCGCCCAACCUGAGAUAGGGGUCAGGGGGCCUGUCCCCCUCCACUGCCCUCACCCCCCCAGCACUCAUCCGAGUCUCUGCUUUGAGUCAAGGGGCUUCACUGCCUGCGGCCCCCUCGUCAGCAUUAUGCCAAAAGCCCCAAGGGUCCGGGGAGGGUAGAGGUUGCCAGGCUAGUCCACAGGGUGUGGGUGGGGGGUCCCCAGCUGAGGGGCCUGCCCUGGUCGCUGGUGCUCUGUCUUCACUGUCGGUCUGCUGUGGAGCCUUGAAUAUGGUAAAUAACAAUCAUCUUCCAAUAAAGGAUUUCAGAUGCUCAGCAGGGUGUCACGAGGGCUGUUGGCACAGCUCUUCUCUUUGGGCUGGGAGGGAAGCUCCGGGACUGUUGGCAGCCUGGCCUGUGACACCCCAGCUUUGCCCUCAGCUACCUAGGCAGCUUCCUCUGUACUCCAGGCUCUUGUAUAUGCUGUUCCACCUGAGGGUCCCUACCACCGUCCAUUCAGGAGCUUCAUUGCCCACCAGGUCUCCCUUCCCACAUGGCCAGCUCUGCCUCCCGAGCAGAUCCUGAGCCUGAGCCCCUGCGCUGCACACCUGCCCCAGCCUCCUGGUGCUCUCCCUCUUCCGUACUGGGUGGACCCCAACAGGGGCCAGAACGUGGGGUCCAGGUAUAUCCCUUCUUCAGCUGAAGCCACAAGUUCUUGAAGCUCACCAGGCCCUGCUCCCUAUACCCAGUCACCUCCCUGCCCCCGUCUUGGGUUCCCCCCACAUCCCCAUUCUUCCUUACCCAUCCUUGAGCACUUUAUCAGUGUGACCUUGGGCAACUUAGCCUCAGUGCCCCCCUCGGUAUGAUGAGAGUAUUGUCAGUGCCUUCCUCCCCACAGGAACCAUGAGACGCCACAGGCAGGCUCGGUGCCUGGCCCUCAGAUGCUCUAAAUGCAGGCCUUGGCGUGUGUCUGUUCCUUUGCCUGAACACCUUUCCCUGCAGCCUGCUAGGAGGGCUCCUCUAAAAAGCAGUGAAAUAUUUGGGCCACAGAAAGGGCUUCAAAAAUAGUACAAUGAACAAGGACACAUCAGCUUAAGAUGGAAGAAUCCACAAACCAGUGAGGCCCUCUGCCUUCCCCUCCCAGGAGACACCCCUGGCGGCUGCUUGUCACCUGGACCGGAGCUCGGUGUUCCUCCUGGAGGCCUUCAACCCACCUGAGGCGGCCCUGAUGCCCAGCCAAGCAGCUUGCCUUGUGUCCAGCCUCGCCGACCUGUGUAUUGUCUCCCUUACGCUGUGAGCAUCACCAGGGCACAGAGCACAUCUUCCCCGGUCCUGAGGUAUUCGCAGCACCCCGAAGGGGUCCUGUCACAGAGUGGGCCCUCAGUAAAUGUUUGCCAAAGCAGAGGGCCCCAGAAUGCCGUUGUGCCCAAGAUGGUCGCCACCAGGGGGUAAUAGUGAGCUGCAGACCCUGGUGACAUCCGUUAAAUUUAGUAGCAUUCAUGUGGACAAGGAAGGCAGGCGGGGGCCUUGGAGGGCUUGAGGAGAGCCAGGCAUCCUAAUGCCCUGGAUAAACCAUCCAUCCAGGAUUGUCACUUAGUUCUUUACUGUGAAGACUGGUCAAAGAUGGAACUCGAAUUACUGAUUUUUCCUUUCGCCUCAGGCUCCGAUAGAACGCAGCACUGUUAAUGAUUCUUAAAAUUUUGGUAUUUUGUUCAUCAUGCGUUUUUUUUUUCUACGUUAAUUGUGCUUUUUGAAAAUAUCACAUUAAAGUUUUAUCUUGGUUACUGAG